AUGUCUCCCAAACGUAAGCCAUCCUCCGCUACUAGUACCCCUGCAUCUGUACUUCAAAAACUGCAGAAUUCUCCUGGAGGUUUCUAUGCUGCUACACCGAGACUUAUUCAUCAUGUCAAAUAUUUCAUAGGUGGACAGGACGGAAAUAUUCUUAUCAGCAAGGGAGGAGGGCUCCAACCCACAGAAUUUAUCAUUCGUGGCAUGUUCAAGAUCAGUCACAAUGAUUUUAAUUUCACCCCAGAUGCAAAUUUCAAUCCCUUAAAUGUAUUUCAUGGUUGCUUUGCAGAUGUAAAAUUGAGCUGUCACCUUACUGCUGGUCAUAACAAUGCCUUCCGAUUCUCAUCAGAAGAUUUCCCAGACGUCCUUGACAAUCUUGCUUAUUUUGAGGGAUUGAUUCCAAGGGUCAAUAAAGAACAUCCUGAGCAAGAUACUACUAGCGAAGUUGAUGGUGACAACAACUACUUGACAAACUUGGAUGGCCUAAGCUCCGACUUCGACAUCACCACUUGGCCAGUGGCUGACCGAUGCAAAGGUUGCUUGCAGGACCUCACUUCGACACAUAUAAUUCGCCCCUUGCCAGCAUAUGACUUGGAUCAUAACCUCAUCCUGCCGUCUGAAUAUGAGUCAAAGCUAAAGGGAGCACUUGUUGAAGUGCACAUGGCAUUUUGCCAUCAUCAGGUCAAAAGCACAAAGCAUGACAUUUUCAGUGCUGUUUUACGAGAACUUACUAUCCUAUCACCCCCUGCUGCCAUGCCAAGCAGUCCCUUCAAAAUCGCUGUAUUACUGCCGGUCCUCAAUUCCAAACCUGUCCAAAUUGCGGCCAAAUGCAAGGCUAAGAUGGCUAGUGGCCAUUCAAUAAAGCACAAGGCACCCACACCAACGCCGGCAUGA
Molecule: messenger RNA, 891 nt
Organism: Suillus paluster
Lineage: Eukaryota; Fungi; Basidiomycota; Agaricomycetes; Boletales; Suillaceae
Exons: 4
Coding region: 1-891 (296 amino acids)
Source: RefSeq, a predicted model, not a curated record